Lasiodiplodia theobromae is the source of this 3333-nucleotide messenger RNA. Its product is annotated as Flavin-binding monooxygenase. Gene Ontology annotation, molecular function: N,N-dimethylaniline monooxygenase activity; DNA binding; flavin adenine dinucleotide binding. Gene Ontology annotation, biological process: DNA repair. Bases 1 to 3333 code for a protein of 1110 amino acids. NCBI's taxonomy places the organism in Eukaryota, Fungi, Ascomycota, Dothideomycetes, Botryosphaeriales, Botryosphaeriaceae. The transcript is spliced from 6 exons. The record is from RefSeq and is a predicted model, not a curated record.
AUGCCCGAUUCGAAACCUUGGCCGCAAGUUCCGGUGGGCAAUGCAGACCACACGCAAGCUGCGGUCGUCAUCAUUGGCGCCGGCUUCUCAGGGAUGUGCAUGGCUAUUGACCUGCUCAAGCGGAACAAAUGCCAAAAUUUUGUCAUCUUAGAAAAGUCCAGUGGAGUUGGAGGGACCUGCUUGCUGUACUCGUAUUCAUUCGAGCAAAAUCCCGACUGGACACGCCUGUACCCAGGACAGGAAGAGAUUCUCGAGUAUCUUCAAGGCGUGGCGCGGAAGUACAAUCUCUACAAGCAUAUUCGCUUCAACAGUACCGUGGAAAAGGCCCGCUGGGAUGAAGAAGAGAAGAAAUGGAAGACUUCAGUGCGCGUCUCCGGCGACAAAGACGCAGAGUUUGCGGAAGGCUACACGAUCACUUCCGACUUCUUGGUCUCUGCGGUCGGUCAGUUGAAUAUGCCGCAAUACCCGAAGAUUCCAGGACUCGAAGACUUCAAGGGAAAGAAGAUGCACUCGGCACGGUGGGACUGGAGCUAUGGACUGGAGGGGAAGCGCAUUGCGGUCAUCGGAAACGGCGCAUCGGCGGUGCAGAUCAUCCCGGAAAUAGCAAAGGUAGCUUCGAAGGUUACGGUCUAUCAGCGACAGGCCAAUUGGGUAGUACCACGUCUUGACAGGCCAGUGUCGAUAGCGACGCGAAUGGCGUAUCGCUACGUGCCGCCGCUGCGGUGGCGCAGACGGGCGUCGAUGAUGGACUACCGCGAGUCGUUCCACUCGGCCGUCUUUGAUCCCGAGUCGUCCUUCGCCGAGCAGGUCCGGCAAUGGUGCCUUGGGUCGAUGCGGCAGCACUUUCCGGACCAGCCGCACAUGUGGGAGAAGCUUACGCCCAACUACAGCCCAGGCUGCAAGCGCGUCAUCAUCUCGGACGACUUCUACCCGGCUCUAGCGCGCGACAACGUCUCGCUCGAAACGAGGCCGAUCAAACGCAUCACCGACACUGGGAUUGUGGUGGAUGAAGAGGCUGGCGCGGACGAGUUCGACCUCAUCGUGCUGGCAACGGGCUUCCGCACCGUCGAGUUCAUGCACCCGAUCGAGAUGAGCGGGGCGGGCGGACGGCAGCUGGCGGAUGUGUGGAAGCAGGGCGCAAGCGCGUACCUGGGCGUCGUGGUCGAAAGCCUGCCUAACUUCGGCAUCUUCUAUGGGCCCAACACCAAUCUCGGGCACAAUUCCAUCGUGCUGAUGAUCGAGUCGCAGUCGCGGUACCUCAACGCCAUGGUUGCCAAGGUGCUGGAGGCGCGCAAGCAGGGCAAGCAGCUGACGCUGCUGCCGAAGCCCGAGGUAGUGCGCAAGUUCAACGACGAGCUGCAGCAAGAACUGGGGAGCAGCUCGUUCGCGGAUCCGAAGUGCCAGAGCUGGUACAAGAAUGCAGACGGCAGGAUCACGAACAACUGGAGCCAGACGGUGGUCGACUACCAACACAGACUGGAAAAGGUGCACUGGGAUGACUUCAUCGUCGAGGGGUCUGGAGCGGACGUUGUAGGCCAGAAGGACACGCGCGUUGGCCGCGUAGUCGAGGAGACUCGGGUGAGCAACACAACAAUUGCUUUGACUCACCUCGCGGUCGAUGACCUGCAUGAGCUGGAGGACAAAAUCACCGAGCAUGGCGGGCAGAUAACCUACAACGUCUCCGAGGCCAGCUUGGUCAUCGGCAAGGUUGGCACUAAGCGACGGGCUAUCAUGGAGCUGCGUUCCCGCAGCUUUCACACCGAUGACGUAACACCCGAGUCGGAACCACCAGCCAAAAGGCGCAAGAUGGAGAACGAAAGUUUCUCUGUAGCCGGUCUUCAGCGCGAUACCAUCAAGGUCAUUAAAAUGGAGUGGCUCGACGAGUCCUCGAAUGCUGGCAGGCUGCUACCUCUGUGGAAUCACCUUGUCUAUGAAGGGAAACCGGUCCCAGAUGAUCCUUCCUCUGGUCCCAAGUCACGCCAGACUUCGGGUCAGAGUAUCCUCGAGCGCGCCAAAGCCGAUGCCUAUCCUGGCACAGCGAGCACUUCAGAAAAAACGCGCUGGGCACACAGCAAAACCGCACUGCUCCAGCAAAACACCAGCGAAUACGAAGGAGAGCCCGCGAGCGACGUUCCUCCGCCCCCGGAAUGGGCUGUCAGGGGCAUCAAGUACGCUUGCCAACGCUCUACUCCUGCCAAUUCGCCCAAUGCUGCCUUCAUCCAGCAGCUCAAGUCCAUCCGUCUGACGCGGACUUUGAACGGCGAUGAGGUUGGCGUACGCGCAUACAGCACCUCUAUCGCCGCUAUAGCCGCAUAUCCCCAUCGCAUCAUCCACCCCAAAGAGAUCCUCGGUCUCCCCGGUUGCGACGCGAAGAUUGCCAACCUCUGGAUCGAAUGGAAGAACUCCGAUGAAGGGGUCAUAUCCGCCGUCGCAGAUGCUGAAAAGGACGAGACGCUGAAGAUCCUCCGCACCUUCUACGACAUUUGGGGCGUCGGUGCCCAUACCGCGCGCGAGUUCCUGUUUGAGCGUGGCUGGCGCGAUCUCGACGAUGUAGUCGAGUACGGAUGGAGCACGCUGUCACGCGUCCAACAGAUCGGCGUCAAGUACUACGACGAGUUCCAACAGGGGAUCCCGCGGCCCGAGGUCGAGCGCAUUGCCGCCGUCGUGCGGGACCAUGCCAUCCGCGUGCGCGACGAGCGUGUCGAAGUCAUCGUCGUCGGCGGGUACCGCCGUGGCAAGGACGCCCCCGGCGACGUCGACCUCAUAGUGUCGCAUCGCGACUUCGGCGCCACCGAAAACCUUGUGACGGAUCUUGUGGCCAGCCUCGAGCGGGAGAGCUGGAUCACACACACGCUUCUCCUGUCCCUCCACAACACGCAGCGCGGCCAGUCCGUCUUGCCCUACCGUGCGUCGAGCACCAUGGUAGGCCCAAAAGGCUCGGGAUUCGAUACUCUUGACAAGGCUCUUGUCGUGUGGCAGGAUCCGGAAUGGCCAUCAAAGGAGGCAGACCUAGCCAGAGAUCCCAAGGCAAAGAACCCCAACAUCCAUCGCCGCGUCGAUAUCAUCAUCUCUCCUUGGCGAACGAUCGGCUGCGCCGUCGCCGGGUGGAGCAGCGGUACCACUUUCCAGCGCGAUUUGAGGCGGUAUGCCAAGAAUGUGAAAGGGUGGAAGUUUGAUAGCAGUGGGGUCAGAGAUAGGCAAACUGGGGAGGUUGUCGUGCUGGAAGGCCCCGAUGGUGUGGAGGAAGGCCUGGGCUGGGAAGACGCGGAAAAGAGGGUGUUUGAAGGAUUAGGACUGAAAUGGAUUAGGCCAGAGGAGAGAUGCACGGGAUGA